AUGGGCAACGCCAAGAGCGGAGCGAUGUCUAAGGAGCUUCUGGUGGACCUCAAGCUCAGCACCAAGUUCAGCGAGGCGGAGAUCACGCAGUGGUACGACAACUUCCAGAAGCAGUGCCCGUCGGGCCGCAUCACGCCGGCCGAGUUCGAGUCCAUCUACGCGCGCUUCUUCCCCGAGAGCGACGCCAAGAGCUACGCGCAGCACGUCUUCCGGUCGUUUGACACCAACGCCGACGGCACGCUGGACUUCAGGGAGUACAUAGUGGCCUUGCACAUGACGUCGUCAGGGAGGAUGACGCUGAAACUGGAGUGGGCCUUCUCGCUGUUCGACGUGGACAAGAACGGAUACAUCUCAAAGUCGGAAGUGCAUGAGAUAUGCGCGGCUAUCUUUAAAUUGAUACCCAAAGAGAAAGUUCCAGAACUCCCAGAUGACGAGAACACAGCAGAGAAGAGGGCGGAGAAGCUCUGGGGGUUCUUCCAGAAGGCAGACAAUGACCGUGUGGCAGAGGGGGAGUUCAUCGAUGGCAUAAUGGCCAAUGCUGAUGCCAUGCGUCUUAUUCAGUACGAACCUUCGAAAUAG
Engraulis encrasicolus (European anchovy) is the source of this 579-nucleotide messenger RNA. RefSeq names its product recoverin 3 (gene rcvrn3). The transcript is spliced from 3 exons. Bases 1 to 579 code for a protein of 192 amino acids. Gene Ontology annotation, molecular function: calcium ion binding. Lineage: Eukaryota; Metazoa; Chordata; Actinopteri; Clupeiformes; Engraulidae. The record is from RefSeq and is a predicted model, not a curated record.